Molecule: messenger RNA, 3839 nt
Organism: Gavialis gangeticus (Gharial)
Lineage: Eukaryota; Metazoa; Chordata; Crocodylia; Gavialidae
Gene: KIF23
Product: kinesin family member 23
Exons: 25
Coding region: 1-2997 (998 amino acids)
Biological process (GO): microtubule-based movement
Cellular component (GO): microtubule; nucleus; kinesin complex
Molecular function (GO): microtubule binding; microtubule motor activity; ATP hydrolysis activity
Source: RefSeq, a predicted model, not a curated record
AUGGCUGUUCUAGCCAUCUCCAAGGGUGUUGACCUGGGGAGGAUAUCCACUUUAGCAAACUUCCACAUGGGAGGAAACGGCCUUGUCUUGCAUCAGGUGUACUGCAGAGUACGUCCCCUCAGCGAGCAGGAUGUGGAGUGCUGCAUAGAAGUGGUCAGUGACACAACAGUGCAGCUCCAUCCCCCCGACGGGUACCGGAUUUUCCGAAAUGGGGAGUACAAAGAGACACAGUAUACAUUUAAGGAAGUAUUUGGCACCCUUGUCACUCAGAAACAGCUCUUUGAUGUUGUGGCGAAACCUCUGGUGGAAGACCUUAUUCGUGGGAAAAAUGGUCUCCUUUUUACCUAUGGUGUGACGGGUAGUGGGAAAACGCACACAAUGACAGGUUCUCCUGGAGACGGAGGACUUCUUCCGCGAUGCUUAGACAUGAUCUUCAACAGCAUUGGACCAUUCCAGGCGAAGCGAUUUGUUUUUAAACUUGAUGACAAGAAUGGUGUGGAUGUACAAUGUGAAGUUGAUGCUCUGUUAGAGCGCCAGAGAAGAGAAGCCAUGCCAGUUCAAAAGACCCCAUCUGGCAAACGACAAAUCGAUCCGGAAUUUGCUGACAUGAUCAAUGUACAAGAUCACUGCAAAGUGGAAGAGGUUGAUGAAGAUAGUGUCUACAGUGUCUUUGUCUCGUACGUUGAAAUCUAUAAUAACUACAUAUAUGACCUCUUGGAGGAAAUUCCCUAUGAUCCAAUAAAACCAAAAUGGAACAGCUGUAACACUCCCAUGCGGAAGGGUGAUAAGUGGAACAGUUGCAGCACUCCCAUGCGGAUCGAUGACUUUAUACCACCACAAUCCAGAGUACUCCGUGAGGACCAGAAUCACAACAUGUAUGUUAUAGGAUGCACAGAAGUGGAGGUAAAAUCUACUGAUGAAGCUUUUGAGGUUUUUUGGAGAGGUCAGAAGAGAAGGCGGAUCGCAAACACCCAGCUGAAUCGUGAAUCCAGUCGUUCUCAUAGUGUGUUCAUGAUUAAACUGGCUCAGGCCCCCCUGGAUGCAGAUGGAGAUAAUGUUCUACAGGAAAAAGAGCAAAUCACAUUAAGUCAGCUGUCCUUGGUUGACCUAGCUGGAAGUGAAAGAACUAAUAGGACCAAAGCAGAGGGAAGUAGAUUACGAGAAGCAGGGAACAUCAACCAGUCACUAAUGACUUUGAGAACAUGUAUCGAAGUUCUGCGGGAGAACCAAAUGUAUGGCACCUAUAAGAUGGUCCCUUAUAGAGACUCCAAACUAACUCAUCUGUUCAAGAACUACUUUGAUGGCGAAGGAAAAGUGCGUAUGAUUGUGUGUGUUAACCCCAAGGCUGAAGACUAUGAAGAAAGCUUGCAAGUCAUGCGAUUUGCUGAAAUGACCCAAGAAGUUGAAGUUGCAAGACCCGUUGAUAAGCCUCUGUGUGGCUUAACACCUGGUCGUCGCUUUAAGAACCAGGCCUUUAAAGAUGAACUCUCACGGAAACUUGAAGCUCGUGGUGGCCCAGUAAUUGGAGAAACAGAAGAUCAAUCUGUCACAGAAAUGUUUCUGCAAAACUUCCCUCCAUUGCCUUCAUGUGAACUGCUAGAUAUUAAUGAUGAUCAAACACUUCCAAGGCUGAUUGAUGCCUUGGAAAAGCGCCAUAAAGCCCGGCAAAUGCUGUCAGAGGAGUUUGCUAAAAACGCGCUUGCAUUUAAAACUAUGAUGCAAGAAUUUGAUACCAAAAUGGUAUCCAAGGAAAACUUUGCUCAAGGAAAGCUGGCUGAAAAGGAGAAAGCGAUAGCAGGACAGAGAAUGGAGAUUGAACGGCUAGAAAAGAAAAACAAAACGCUGGAGUAUAAGAUUGAUAUCUUGGAGAAAACGGCUACCAUUUAUGAAGAAGAAAAACGUACUCUACAGCAAGAAUUGGAGAGCAAGAGUCAGAAAUUGCAGCGUCAGGCAUCUGAUAAACGCAGGUUGGAAGCACGGUUGCAAGGCAUGGUGGUAGAGACUACAACCAAGUGGGAGAAAGAGUGUGAGCGGCGGGUGGCGGCAAAACAACUGGAGAUGCAGAACAAGCUGUGGGUCAAAGACGAGAAACUGAAGCAGCUGAAAGCCAUUGUUACUGAACCAAAGCCUGAAAAGCCAGAGAGACCUUCACGGGAGAAGGACCGAGAGAGGGGUCUUCAGAGAUCUGUCUCUCCUUCACCAGUACCUCUUUCUAGUAACUAUGGUACUCAGGUCCCAAACAGCCACCAACUUAUGAGCCAGCCACAGAUGCAUAGACGUUCUAACUCUUGUAGCAGCAUUUCUGUGGCAUCGUGUAUUUCUGAAUGGGAGCAGAAGUUUCCUUCACACAGCAAGCCUACCAGUGUUACACCUAAUGCAAGGAUUAGACAACAGGAACCAGAGCAAAAUAGAAACUGUGUGUCAGACAGAAGGCGAGGGAUGUACCGAACUGGAGUCACUGAGGUUCCCAGCCGUAGAAAUCAGAUAGACGUAGAAGAGGACCAAUGCUGCAGGAACCCACCUCCAGUUCGGCUCAGGCACAGACGGUCGCGCUCGGCAGGGGAGAGAUGGGUAGAUCAUAAGCCAUCUUCUAACGUGCCCACUGAAACAGUCAUGCAGCCACAUGUCCCCAAUGCCAUCACAGUAGCAACCGCGAGUGAAAAGGCACUAGCUAAGUGUGACAAGUACAUGCUGACACACCAGGAGCUAGCCUCCGAUGGGGAGAUUGAAACUAAAUUAAUUAAGGGUGAUGUUUUCAAAACUAGGGGUGGUGGACAGGCCGUCCAGUUCACGGAUAUAGAAACUCUGAAACAAGAGUCUCCAACUGGUCGAAAGCGAAGAUCAUCCCAAUCCAGUCCUAACCCACCAGAAGAUGGUGCAGAAUCUGAAUGGACAGAUGUGGAAACCAGAUGUUCUGUAGCUGUGGAGAUGAGAGCAGGAUCUAGUCUUGGACCUGGCUACCAACAUCAUGCUCAGCCCAAGCGCAGAAAACCAUGAGUUUUGUGUUCGCUACCAUCCCAGAAUACUGUUUGUUCUACUUCAGCAACGGGAUUUUAAUCUGAAUUGCUGCCAGCAAUGCCUUGGUAAACUUACUGCCUUAUUAACACUGCCUGUGUGUAUUUUAUAACUGGCUGUGCUGGGCAGCAGCGAAAGGGAAAGGCUUUCCCCAAACCCAGGGAAGUUUUGUAUAUUCAACAAACUUGAAGGUUUUUUUAUGCUGCCAUAUAUUCUGGACUUCUCCAAAUGUGCCUUCUAGCUUGUUCGUAUCUGUGAGCCUCUUGAUGAUGACACACUAUUUUUCUUGUCAACUAAAUCAUGCGAGGUCUUGGCCUUGUUUUUUCCAAGGUUUCCUUUUUUAUACAUGUAGUGCAAAACGCUUUCAGUUUUGGUCACGGUCCUUUUGGGUCCUUUUUGUUUUAAAGAAAUAGACAAAAGCUGCUAUUUAUUUAGCUGCAGUCAUGCACUUUAGGAACGUUUCCUCUACCAAUUCAGGCUCUUUUUAUCAUAAUUAGAAGCAGUUCAGCAAUAGGAAUUGCCUAUUAGAACAAUUCAUCAGAGAAGAGAUGAAACUUUAAUUGCUGGACCGACAUUCUGUACAUAUGCAAAUUAACUUGAGAGAAACCAUCACAGUCUUUUGAGCCACCUCCAGUGAGAGAGUACAGGGUUGCUGAGGCAGUAUAUAAUGAUGAACUGAUAUCAGACCACCUCCUUGUAUGUAUAAGUAACUAGUAUAUACGUGUUACAGUGGUAGAUGUGGGGUGAGAGGCUAAUAGGCUCACGCGUGGUGACACUAAGUGAAUCUGUAAACCUGUUAAAAUAAAAUACUUUUUUCCAUGGCG